Silurus meridionalis is the source of this 4218-nucleotide messenger RNA. RefSeq names its product aconitase 1, soluble (gene aco1). Lineage: Eukaryota; Metazoa; Chordata; Actinopteri; Siluriformes; Siluridae. Gene Ontology annotation, biological process: citrate metabolic process; tricarboxylic acid cycle. Bases 239 to 2911 code for a protein of 890 amino acids. The transcript is spliced from 22 exons. Gene Ontology annotation, molecular function: aconitate hydratase activity; 4 iron, 4 sulfur cluster binding; iron-responsive element binding. Gene Ontology annotation, cellular component: cytosol; mitochondrion. The record is from RefSeq and is a predicted model, not a curated record.
GUCUGUGAUACUAGGUGCAUUACGGUAUGAGUGCAGGUCACUGUUUUCUGGUUCAGCUCGCGCUGCUUGUUUGUAUCUGUACUGUUUACCCCCCGGGGGGCACUUAGUGUGUACUGUAGGCUUGGCGACAGCAGACAGGCCCCUGACAGCUCAACAGCACCGGGGAACGCGGCGAGCAGCGCGAGGGGUUUGGAGAUAACAAAAGGGUAGCUUGUAGGUAAGAAGGGAAUCUUCAGCUAUGAGUAACCCUUAUGCACAUAUCAUUGAGCCUCUGGACUCCCAGAAGCCUGAAUGCAAGUUUUUCAAUCUCAGAAAGCUUGGAGAUCCUCGAUAUGAACUCCUGCCUUUCUCCAUCCGUGUGCUGCUGGAGUCAGCGGUAAGGAACUGUGAUGAGUUCUUGAUAAAGAAGGAAGAUGUGGAGCGCAUACUCAACUGGAAGCAGACCCAGACCCAGACGGUGGAGGUGCCCUUCAGGCCGGCCCGUGUCAUUCUGCAGGACUUCACUGGGGUUCCUGCAGUGGUGGAUUUUGCGGCGAUGCGUGACGCGGUAAAGAAGCUGGGUGGAGACCCCGAGAAGAUCAACCCUGUGUGUCCUGCUGACCUAGUCAUUGACCAUUCCAUUCAGGUGGACUUUAAUGGAAAGUCUGACAGUCUACAGAAAAACCAAGACCUUGAAUUUGAAAGGAACAAGGAACGUUUUGAGUUUCUAAAGUGGGGUUCAAAAGCAUUCCAGAAUAUGCGCAUCAUUCCUCCAGGUUCGGGAAUAGUGCAUCAGGUGAAUCUGGAAUAUCUAGCCCGGGUUGUGUUCCAGCAGGAUGACUACUAUUACCCAGACAGCCUAGUGGGCACUGAUUCACACACAACCAUGAUUGAUGGCCUGGGAGUUCUGGGCUGGGGUGUGGGAGGUAUUGAAGCUGAGGCGGUUAUGUUGGGUCAACCAAUCAGUAUGGUCCUCCCAGAGGUUAUUGGGUACAAACUCCAUGGCACACCAAACAAUUACAUCACCUCUACUGAUAUUGUCCUUACAGUUACUAAGCAUUUGCGUCAGGUUGGUGUGGUAGGGAAGUUCGUGGAGUUCUUCGGACCUGGUGUGGCUCAGCUUUCUAUCGCAGACCGUGCGACUAUUGCUAACAUGUGCCCAGAGUAUGGUGCUACAGCUGCCUUUUUCCCUGUUGACCAUGUCAGUGUCCAGUACCUUGAGCAGACAGGACGGGAUGCUGAGAAGCUUAGUUACAUUACACAGUAUCUGAAAGCAGUUGGCAUGUUUAGGGAUUACAGCAACCAGUCUCAGGAUCCCGAAUUUACAAAGGUUGUUAAACUUGAUCUCAGCACAGUUGACCCUUGCUGCAGUGGACCAAAGCGUCCACAGGACAAAGUGGCCGUAUCAGAAAUGAAGCAGGACUUUGAGGCCUGUUUAGGAGCCAAGCAAGGCUUUAAGGGUUUUCAGGUGCCACCCGAGCGCCAUGAUGUCAGCAUACCAUUCCAGUAUAACGGGGUGAACUACAGCCUGUCUCAUGGCUCUGUGGUUAUCGCUGCCAUCACCAGCUGUACAAACACCAGCAAUCCCUCUGUCAUGUUGGGUGCAGGCCUCCUGGCAAAGAAGGCCAUCCAAUGUGGCUUAAGUGUGAAACCUUACAUUAAGACCAGUCUGUCCCCUGGAAGUGGAGUGGUCACUUACUAUCUGAAGGAAAGUGGUGUAAUGGAGUACCUCUCCGAAUUAGGUUUUGAGGUGGUCGGUUAUGGCUGCAUGACCUGCAUAGGAAACAGUGGUCCUCUUCCAGAGCCAGUUGUAGAGGCCAUCACCCAGGGAGAUCUGGUAGCAGCAGGCGUUCUGUCUGGCAACAGGAACUUCGAAGGUCGUGUGCACCCCAAUACACGAGCCAACUACUUGGCUUCUCCUUUGCUGGUCAUUGCUUAUGCUAUUGCAGGAACAAUAAGGAUCGACUUUGAAAAGGAGCCUAUUGCGGUGAACGUAGAGGGGAAAAAGAUUUUUCUAAGAGACAUCUGGCCCAUGCGAGAGGAGAUCCAGGCUGUUGAAAGGAAGUUUGUUAUUCCUGCCAUGUUUAAAGAGGUCUAUGAGAAAGUGGAGAAGGUAAACGAACGCUGGAACUCGUUAAAUGCUUCUUCUGACAAGCUAUACACCUGGGACCCUAAAUCCACAUACAUCAAGUCUCCGCCUUUCUUUGAUGGACUGACCAGAUCGCUUCAGAAGCCAAAGUCUAUUGUAGAUGCCUAUGUGCUUCUUAAUUUGGGGGAUUCGGUGACCACGGAUCAUAUCUCUCCUGCCGGAAACAUUGCUCGUAGCAGUUCUGCUGCUCGCUACCUGACCAGUCGUGGACUUACACCUCGAGAGUUCAACUCGUAUGGCUCUCGGCGUGGGAACGAUGCUGUCAUGGCUCGGGGGACAUUCGCAAACAUCCGCCUUUUUAACAAGUUCCUCAACAAACAGGCGCCUUCUACCAUUUAUCUGCCUACAGGGGACACGCUGGAUGUGUAUGAUGCAGCAGAGAAAUAUCAAGAGGCAGGUUAUCCACUGUUGGUGCUGGCAGGGAAGGAGUAUGGCUCAGGCAGCUCCAGAGACUGGGCUGCCAAAGGACCAUUUCUGCUGGGUAUAAAAGCUGUAUUGGCAGAGAGCUACGAGCGCAUCCAUCGCAGUAAUCUGGUGGGUAUGGGGGUCAUUCCUCUGGAGUAUCUGCCUGGAGAUACGGCCGAUAGCCUGGGGCUCACCGGCCGAGAACGCUACACUGUGGUUAUCCCUGAACAGCUCAAACCCAGAAUGAUUGUUGAAAUUAAGUUGGAUACCGGAAAGACGUUCCAGGCUAGGAUGCGUUUCGACACCGAUGUGGAGCUCAUCUACUUCCACCACGGCGGCAUCCUGAAUUACAUGAUCCGCAAGAUGUCUGAAAAAUAGAGACAGUCUCACCUCCGUCCAGUGCAGCUGACAAGUGCAUCAGAACUAAUUAUUUCAUCAUCUGUCUUGUUUUGGAAGUGCAAACCUGUAUGCUUUAGGAAUAAGUCAAUUUCUUGUGAAUUAAAUGUUUAUGUUUGUGAUUGUACUGCAUAUACAACACAUCAGGUUGAAAUACACUGGGGAAAAGUAUGAAGGUACGGCAUUUGAAGUUGCCAGAAAUCAGUCAUUGAUUUCACUGUGUCUGUGAAGGUCAAAUGACAUCUGGCCUACAAAAUACCUUUAUUAUCUAUCACUGGGAAUGGUCACUGAUUGUACAACCAGAAUAAUAUACUAGCUAAUGAUGAUCAGAGGCGAUAAUUUAGCGUUUGGGAGAAUUUAAUUAACCAUUAGGACGGACUGCAAGUGUGUACAGAUCCAGUGGAAGAUUUAUUACCUCAGCAUUGCCAAACAAUAACACAUUUACUUGCAUUCAUUUUCAAUUUCGAACAGCUGUAAUGUUAUUUCUAUGAGGAAAACUUUCUCUUUCACAAAGGCACUAAUUAAACUUUUUCUUUAAUACGUAAAAGCUUCAUGCAUCUAAACAGGCUAUGAAAUGAAGAAUGCUCUGAUACUCUUGAGCCUUGAUCUUCACAUUCAUUGGACCUCCUUGCCCUCCAGCUUGCUCAGCAAUCAACUAAUAACAACAAAAAGGCAAAAAAAUAUAUAACUAAUUACUGGUGACUAAAAUACAGAUUGUUUUUCUUUUGUCCAGGAAUCUUUUGAUAUAAUUUUGUAUAAAUAAUUAUAUUUUAGUGUAUUAAAGGUGUGUGUAUGCAAACCCAAUGAUUCUGAUUAGCGUGUGAGAUUCCUCCAAGUGCCUGUAGUACACUGUGUUUCUUAUAUCAGAAGCUUGGUCAUCUUUUCAAACCAGAUUUAUUAUUAUUAUUUUUUGUGUUACGGUGGUGAUGUAACAGUUCUGUGAGCCGUUUUGCUAUACACUAAUCAUGUACUUUAACGUAGUUCGUUUAAUUUUCCUGUUUGUUUUUGGAGAAACAUUGAAUCCUGAGGUUCUGGAGGCAAAAUAUUCAACAGCAUUAUAAUACAAGUAUAUUAUAUACCUCUUUAUGAGGUUGUCAUAUUUAACAUCACACUUGAAUUGUCAAAUAAAUGCUGCAUUAAGGAGUUUUAUCAUUUCAGAAGGAUUUUUUGGGGGGGAAUAAUUGUGCAAAAAAAAAAAAAAGCAAUACAGUUUCACUUCUAUUGACCUGAUGUGAUGCAUUUUAUGGACAUGAUCUACUCAAAUAAAAAAAAAAAAUGAAAAAAAUCAA